Molecule: messenger RNA, 772 nt
Organism: Sphaeroforma arctica JP610
Lineage: Eukaryota; Ichthyosporea; Ichthyophonida
Exons: 6
Molecular function (GO): protein binding
Source: RefSeq, a predicted model, not a curated record
ACGCUGUACGCUCGUGCUAACAGGAGAGAGAGUGGGAUGCAAUUCGAUCAUGUACACUGUACGCACACAUGUUGUUACAGGCUUGUUACACAUGUUGUUACAGACCCACAUCUCAACAGAUCAAGGCUCUUGGGACGGUACCGUGCGCCUGUGGAGUGUGGUGCUUCCUCCCCCAAACCCAUCCAGCCAUGUCACAACACCCACGCGUGUACACAGCGCAGCUACGUGCCUGUACACCUUUGACGAGCACAGGGCGUCUGCAGUCACGUGUAUGGCUUACAACAAGGGCCGGUACUUUCUCACCGGGUCGUUAGACAACUGUGUGCGCGUGUUUGACUUGCGGGAGCAGCGUCUGAGACGCACAUUGAGGGGCCACACCAACACCAUAUUAUGCGUCCAGUUUGACACCAAGCACAUUGUGAGCGGCAGUGAGGAUGCCACGCUCAAAGUGUGGGAUGUGGCAUCUCUGACCGCAACACACACUCUCACAGGCCAUACGGGCGCCGUAACCGCAUGCAUGUUCAAUUCUGAUUGGCUGGUCUCCACAUCUGUAGAUAGCGGGUCUGGUGACAACACAGUCAAGAUCAUCAACUUUGGCAAUCCGGACUGUGAAUUCGAAGGCAUAGCGACUAAAGUGCCGUGGGAGAUAAGAACGCGUGCCAAGUCACUGUCAGGUACUUUCACCACCAACGUUGUGAGCACCCAACCGCUGAUGCAACGGGAGCCGUGCAGCACAGCCAGCCAUCGCACAGAAGGCCAGGUGCGCGCAUAG